This is a messenger RNA of Rhinichthys klamathensis goyatoka, 4013 nucleotides long. RefSeq names its product ribonucleoprotein, PTB-binding 1 (gene raver1). NCBI's taxonomy places the organism in Eukaryota, Metazoa, Chordata, Actinopteri, Cypriniformes, Leuciscidae. Gene Ontology annotation, molecular function: RNA binding. Bases 57 to 2225 code for a protein of 722 amino acids. The transcript has 14 exons. The record is from RefSeq and is a predicted model, not a curated record.
UUUAAACUGGCCAAAGCCAACGAGCACUGCGAGCACACAAACUUCCACACGGAGACAUGGCGGCCGUAGUGUCCGUUAGCUCAGCUGCCAAAGACGAGAAAUCCUUCACUGGUGCCAAUUUUGCCCCGAGUCCACUCUAUACAGGUUACGACCAAACAGGCGAACCUGAAAACUGGGAGUAUGAAACUGGCAAACAAGUUGAAUCGGACGCCGUCGGUGAAGGUUCACCGGCGGGUAGCGACUGUUCGCGACGGCUCGAUGAUGAACUGACGGCCCUCAGUCCAGAAGAGAUUGCCAGCCGUUUGGAAAGAACGAGAAGAGAGUUUUAUAAUCGGCGAAAAAUAAUAAUAAAGAACCUCCCAGCCGACAUCAGCAAUCAGGAGGUGCAUGAGCUGUUAAGCAACUAUGAUUUGAAGUACUGCUUUGUGGACAAGUACAAAGGGACAGCCUUUGUGACGCUACUGAACGGUGAGCAGGCCCAGUUUGCGAUAAAGGAAUUUCACCAGUAUGUUCUCCGUGACCGUGAGAUCUCUGUGCAGCUGCAGCCGACGGACGCUCUGCUAUGCAUCGCCAACCUUCCCAGGGCUUUCACCCAGCAACAGUUUGAGGAGCUCGUUCGUCCCUUUGGAAACAUUGAGCGCUGCUUCCUGGUGCACAGUUCUGCCACGGGCCACUCGAAGGCCUAUGGCUUUGUGGAGUACAUGAAGAAGGACUCAGCAGCCAGGGCGAAGUCAGAGCUGCUGGGGAAGCAGCUUGGGUCACGUAUGCUGUACGUGCAUUGGACAGAGGUUGGAUCGCUCACGUAUCCCAUGCUGCACUCGCGCUGCCUCUGUGUGGACCGACUACCUCAAAACAUCCUCACCGCUCAGGAUCUCUGCAGUGUGUUGACUGACACGCACGCUCCUAUAUUCUGCCAGCUUGCUCAAGGUCAGGACUGUAGUUUUCGACGGUUUGCAGUGCUGGAGUUCUCCACACCUGAGAUGGCUGAGGACGUGCAGCGGCUGACUGAUGGAAGAUCUCUGGGUGGGACUCGUAUACGUGUGUCUUUCUGCGCCCCUGGACCACCUGGAAGGAGCAUGUUAGCUGCCCUCAUUGCCGCCCAGACCAUGGCCUUGAACCGAGGGAAAGGUCUCCUUCCUGAACCUAAUGCCAUACAGAUUCUUACUGGCCUCAAUAACCCUGCCACGCUGAAGAUGAUGAUGGCGUCUCUCAACCCGGGACAUAAACAAGGACUUCUGGGAGCUGCGCCCGCCGUUCCUCUGCUGGCCAACCCUGCCCUCUCUGCUGCCCUCAUGCAGAUGCUGCUCCAGAACCAAGUCCAACAGGCUGGAUUGCGGAGUGAAAAUCCUCUCCAACAAGGCAUUAACAUGCUGGGAGAGAUGUCUCAAGGCGCUAUUGCUCCAUCACUGGGCUUGCAGAAUGAGCCUCUUGGCCCCAUCAAACAACCAUCCCUGAGUCGACCUCUUGGGAGAGAGACCGAGACCCCAGCCACCCCGAUUGGCUUUCCCCCAGCAUCCUCUCCUGCACUGCAGGGAUUGAGCAUGUCCCUCCUAGCUGGGAUGUUAGGAGCAGAUGGGCCGACUCUACCGGGGGUGUCUAUAUUGGGUGAGCCUCCCAAAGAAGUUGGUGUGUCCCAGAAUCCCUUUCUCAGUGCUCCUAGCAUAUUCCCAUCUUCAGGUGCCAGCAACAGAGCUCACCCCUACAGGAAGAAAUCUGCGAUUGGAAGCGCGUCUAACCAACGCACAAACCACAGCAUCCACUCGAACUAUAGCCUGCGCUUCCAAGAGUCUUGCACACCAGAGUUUCCUCUUCUGCACCAGGACCCUUUGUCGCACUUGUAUGAACAGCAGGAGGUUCUGGAAAAUGCAGCUAUUCCCGGCUACGGUUUGCAGCUCUCCAGGCACGCAGGCUUCGGUGAUGCAGGGUCUCCUUUCAGCUAUCCACCCAGCCCCCCACAGUCUUAUUUCAGCUUUGGUGCCCAUACCGGCAUCCCCUCCACCCAGCUCAAUAAGGCUGUUGGAAUGCCUCCAGUGACUCAUUCCAGCCUAUUUCCUGCUGCACCUGGUGCUGGUAUGAAGACUCCCAUCGGCGGGCAGAAGCGUCUGUUCUCCCGUCUCAUCCCGUCUCCAGAGCCCAGUCCAGAGGGUGGCUAUGUAGGUCAGCACUCUCAGGGUCUCGGGGGACACUAUGCUGACUCCUACCUGAAACGCAAACGCAUCUUUUGACCAGCACUUGAUGGCUUCCUCUAAACCGCCAGCUUUUAAAGGGAUUGCUACUUUAAAACCACCUUUAGGUGUGUGUUUGUGUGUGAAAGAGGGGUGGACCGUCAUUGAGUUCACUUGGGCAAAGAAAACAAACCGGAACCAGUGGACGACCCAGAAGCUCCGAUGAUCGGUCAUGGAUGAUUGCCGAAGUUUGUGUAUAUAAUUUCAAUGUGUAUGUAAAUAGUUUUUUUUUUUUUUUUUAAUUUGCCUUUUUAAUUUUGUCUUUAUUUUAUUUUUGUAAGCCCAAAGAUGCAACAAGCACCACAACGAAAGGAAAGGGUUCCUGUCUUGUUCAUCUAAAUAGUCCUAUUUUGUAGGCUUUUUUUUAUUUCGAUUUAUUUUGAAUAAUUUUAAGCAGGGCGAUUGCCUUUUUUCUGCUAUGCCUCUUGUUAGUUGUGUAUAUAGUUGUUCAGUUGUCUAAAAAAGGCUUCUCCACUACAAACACUUCCUCUCACACACAAGUGCCAAGCCUUACAUGCUUUAAAUAUCUUGUAUCUCUGCAACGGAUAUGGUAGCUGUCUGUUCUCUUCAGUGAGUCACCUGUUUGUGUCUUUAUGGGGAGCUCUGGGUUAGUGUUAGUCUCGAAAUAGUUUUCCCCCCACCACGCACCGUAUUUGUGUUGCACUACUUUCCAUCCUUUCAUCCCAUUUUACAGAGUCAAGGUUUUCUGAGCUGAUUGUUCAGCGUUGCACUUGGAGGAGAUGGAUCAUGUAUAUUCAUCCUCCAGAAUCUGUCCUUUCCUCACCCGUAAUGCUCGUUCACGCUCAUUCUUGUUGUUCUGCCUGCUUUCACACCUCUCUUUGACCUCGUUCAACCUGCACAGUUUUGCUGUUGCAAAGCGUUAGCGUCUCGACCGUCACGUUAUGAAGCCCCAGCUGGUUGGAGAUGGAACAUGGGCUGCCGUUCUCCCCUCUCCAGGCUCAGAGUACUGCUGAAAGCACAGUAUGCCUGCUGUUGCUUCUGUAUUUCCACACACACACAUUCUCCUAGCGUCCUCCGUUAGGUGCCUCUCCACUGCAGACCAGCAGAGGGAGCCAGUUAGCUUUUCAGUUGGCACUGCUCCAUGUGUUUUUUUUUUCUUUAAUUUCUUUUAAAACGAGCCAACCGUCUGAAGCAGGCCGGACCUGUGCCCUAGCGUGACAUUUACUUUUACCGUUGUAACUGUGACCAUCUUUUCCCCUCUGGUUUUAACUGCUGUGCCCCAGAAGGGAAGAAGCUUCUGCAGACUGGAAUGUGAUUGACGUAUGAUUGAGUACUUGGUCUAUGUGUGUGUGACUUAUUAAUCUGGUUGACAUUUUGAUUUGUGAUAACGCAUUACCUCUGACUUGUACUGCGGCUUACGAUGGAACAUGGAGUUACUCAUGUGCCUAAAAACGGCAGUGUUUACUGUAAUCUCUCCAUACUGUGAGCCUCAACUACAUUCGACUGUUUAUUUGCGGUGUACAUGCUUGAGUUUGAUUAUAUUUCUUCUCUGGAGUCUUGAACUCGUGUUCUUAUAUUUCUUCUAGUCUGUAAUGGUAUCAAAAUUGCUGCUCUGUAUUUUGUAUCCAUCUGAGUGAAGAUGUGCAGUGUCUUGUAAAUGAUUUUUCAUGUGCGAUACAUGGUAAGAGCUGCUGCUGUGUGAAAUGAACUAAACCUUUCUGAUGUUAAAUUACCUCUUCAUCCCCAAUUACUCUUUCCUUUUGUACAGCUCUUCUGCUCUGUUUUUGUGACAUUUGAACAAGUAAAUGUUAUUUAAGUUCACCUUCA